Messenger RNA from Alnus glutinosa, 1745 nucleotides. Its product is annotated as la protein 1. Lineage: Eukaryota; Viridiplantae; Streptophyta; Magnoliopsida; Fagales; Betulaceae. Bases 105 to 1520 code for a protein of 471 amino acids. Gene Ontology annotation, cellular component: nucleus. Gene Ontology annotation, molecular function: mRNA binding. Gene Ontology annotation, biological process: RNA processing. The record is from RefSeq and is a predicted model, not a curated record. The transcript has 10 exons.
AAACACAUAUAUAGUACCAUUUAUAUUCUAAAGCCUUGUUUAGCCUCCAAAACCCUAAACGCAAAACUCUCUUCUCUCUCUCAAUUUUCCGUCACCGUACAACAAUGGCGACGCCUUCGUUGGACGAAGAAACAGCCAAGAAAGUGCUCCGACAGGUUGAGUUCUACUUCAGCGACAGCAAUCUUCCAAGGGAUAAAUUUCUCACGAAAACCAUCAGCGAAAGCGAAGGCGGAAUGGUGGAUUUGGCUUUGAUAUGUUCUUUUACUCGGAUGAGAAAUUAUCUCAACUUGGGGAACGUGAAGGCUGAUGAGGUCCCAGAAGAUACAGUCAAGGCCGUUGCCGAAACUUUGAAAAAAUCUACUUCUCUAAAAGUUUCCGAAGAUGGAACAAAGGUUGGUAGGACAACUGAACUCCCAAAGCCAGAAGAUGUAAUAGAGCAGUUAGACAUAAGAACAAUAGCUGCAUCACCAUUUGAGUAUGAUGUGACUCAAGAAGAUUUGGAGAAUUUCCUUGGUCAAUUUUCCAAGGUUAAUAGUGUGAGACUGCCCCGUCAUGUUGGGGACAAGAGGAUGUUUUGUGGUACUGCUUUGAUUGAGUUUUCAACAGAGGAGGAAGCUGAAAAGGUUUUGAAGCAAAGCUUGGUUUAUGGGGGUGUUACAUUAGAACUAAAACCAAAGAGGGAUUUUGACAUUGAUAGAGCAAGAGAAACAGAAGAAUAUGAGAAGUCUCAAUCCGUCAGGGGUUCAAAUCGUAAGAAUAACUCAAAUGCAGAACCAAACUACCCAAAAGGCUUGAUUAUUGGAUUUACAUUAAAGAGCAUGUCAGAUGGAGGCUCCACAGAAAAAAAUGGUACCAAUGACACAGCCAAUGACGAUAAAAUUGUUUGCAAAACAGAUGGAGGAUUAGUUUCCUCAGAAAAUGAGACUAGAGAAACUGAAAAGACAGUUGUAAAAAAUGUUAGUGAAGAUGAAGAAACCCCUGGAGAAAAUAUUGAAAAGGAUAACAAGGAAAAGGUUGAUCGGAAUAAUGGUUUGGAGAGUGAAGAAAAAGAAACUGAAGACAUAGAGAAGUCUCCUGAAGGUCCCACUGAAAUGAGUGACGAGAAAGAAGAGAAACGAACUGCUGCUUCCUACAUUGAUGACAUGAAUGUUGUUUUGCGUGAGGAUCUGAAGGGUGUCUUUCAAAAGUAUGGUACAGUCAAGUUCAUUGAUUUCAAGAUCGGAGCAGCUUCAGGAUACAUUCGGUUUGAAGAACCUGAAGCAGCUCAGAAAGCUCGUGCUGCUGCAGUCCUUGCUGAAGAAGGGGGUCUCCUUGUUAAGAAUUACAUUGCCAUUCUGGAACCAGUAACUGGUGAGGCUGAAAAGGAGUAUUGGGGCCUACUACGCGGUAAUCAAGAUAAGUACCGGGAAAAUAAGGGCAACCGAGGAAGGGGAGGAAAAUACAAUAGAGGUGGGAAACAUAGUCGCUCUAGAGAAAAUGAUACUGCAAGAGGUCGCCCAAACAAAGCUCAGAAAGUCUAAAUCAGUAAUGGGAUUGAUUUUUUCAGGACUCCUACCUCGAGACUUUCUCUGCUUCUUGAUCUCGCCUGGUGUCUGUCAGCUAUAUAAUAUAUAAUCCCUUUCUAUGUAGCUCCUCGAAAUUUAACUAAAGUUACCUCUUUUCUAAGCGUUCCCUCCUGUUUCUGUAAUUGCAAACGAAUCAACAAUUUUACUUCACAAAUUUUGGUAGUUUGGUUUUAUUUGUUA